Messenger RNA from Aspergillus clavatus NRRL 1, 1029 nucleotides. RefSeq names its product NMT1/THI5 family protein. NCBI's taxonomy places the organism in Eukaryota, Fungi, Ascomycota, Eurotiomycetes, Eurotiales, Aspergillaceae. The transcript has 4 exons. The coding region runs from base 1 to 1029 and encodes 342 amino acids. The record is from RefSeq and is a predicted model, not a curated record. Gene Ontology annotation, biological process: thiamine biosynthetic process.
AUGUCGACUGAUAAGAUCACCUUCCUGACCAACUGGCACGCAACCCCCUACCAUGCCCCCCUGUACCUUGCCCACAGCAAGGGUUACUUCAAGGAUGAGGGCCUGAAGGUCGCUAUCCUUGAGCCCAAUGACCCCUCCGAUGUGACCGAGAUCGUCGGUAGCGGCAAGGUUGACAUGGGCUUCAAGGCUAUGAUCCAUACCCUAGCUGCCAAAGCCCGCAACUUCCCCGUCACCUCGAUCGGCUCGCUUCUUGACGAGCCCUUCACCGGUGUCAUCUACCUCAAGGACAGCGGGAUCACCGAGGACUUCCGCUCUCUCAAGGGCAAGAAGAUCGGAUAUGUUGGAGAGUUCGGCAAGAUCCAAAUCGACGAGCUUACCAAGCACUACGGCAUGACCGCCGACGACUACACCGCCGUCCGCUGCGGCAUGAACGUGACCAAGGCCAUCAUCCGCGGCGACAUUGACGCGGGCAUCGGCCUCGAGAACGUGCAGAUGGUCGAGCUGGCCGAGUGGCUGGCGUCGCAGAACCGUCCCCGCGAUGACGUCAAGAUGCUGCGCAUCGACCAGCUCGCAGAGCUGGGCUGCUGCUGCUUCUGCUCGAUCCUCUACAUCGCCAACGACGCCUUCCUGGCCGCCAACCCAGAGAAGGUGCACAAGUUCAUGCGCGCCGUCAAGCGCGCCACCGACUUCGUGCUCGCCGAGCCCGCCAAGGCCUACGAGGAAUACAUCGACGUCAAGCCCAUCAUGAACACCCCCGUCAACCGCAAGAUCUUCGAGCGCUCCUUCGCCUACUUCAGCCGCGACCUCAAGAACGUCCAGCGCGACUGGACAAAGGUCACCAACUACGGCAAGCGCCUCGAGAUCCUCGACGCCGACUUCCAGCCCAACUACACCAACGAGUUCCUCUCCUGGACCCUGGAAGCAGACUCCACCGACCCGCUCGGCGACCAGAAGCGCAUGGCCCAGCUGCAGCAGGAGGUCGCGCUCAAUGGUGGCUUCAAGCGCCUGCAAGUCUCCGCUACGGCUUAG